CACUUCCCAGGCAGUGGGACAGAGAGAGAGAGAGAGAAAGGGAGAGUGAGAGUGAGAAAGAUAGAUAGAGAGACUGAGAGAGAGAGAGAGGGAGCAGAGGGGGAGUGAAAGAGAGAGAGUGAGUAAGAUAGAUAGAGAUAGAGAGACUGAGAGAGAACGAGAGGGAGCAGAGGGGGAGAGAGAGUGAGAGAGAGCAGAGGGAGAGAGAGAGAGGGAGCAGAGAGAGAGAGAGAGAGAAUUGCAGAGUAUGAAAAAGCACGAGAGGGAGGAGAACCAGAGCUAGCCAGCGCAGCAGAAAAAUAAUUGCAGACAGAAUAGAAGACAGAAAACAAGGGAGUGACGGAGGGAGACCCUCAGCUGCCUACCUGGGUCCUGUGGCUGUGCUUUCUGUUUUGGAACUGGCGAGGUGGGGAGGGAGGUGUGGAAGAGGGGAGGAGGAGGAGGAGGAGGGGGGCGUGGGUGCCUGGUCUGGAGGCCGCAGUCCGGGGAAGUUUCACACACCAGCAACAAAGUGAAGCCACUCGGAGGAAUUCACAGUCUCGCACGUCUGGGUUUUUUUUUCUUCCGUUCUCCGUUUUCUUUUCCUCCCCCUUACUCACACUCUCUCUCUAUCCCCUCUCUCUCUCUCUGUCUCUCAAUCUUUCUCAUUCUCUGUCUCUCAGUCUCUCUCACGCUCUCUCUCUCUCUGUGUCUCAGUCUUUCUCAUUCUGUCUCUCAAUCUUUCUCAUUCCCUCUCUCUCAGUCUCUCUCUCUCUCCCAGUCUCUCUCACCCUCACCCCCCCCUCUCUCUCUCUCUCUCUUUUCUUCUUUCUGCUGAAAGAGUGGGGAGCUGCUUCAUACGUCUGGUCUGCUGCGCCCUCCUCAGCGACAGUCCACCCCAGACGCCGUGUGUGGACCCCUGACCACCCCUGGAGGGGGGAGGAGGGGGGGGGGGGUAGGGGCGUGUGGGGCACGCUCGGGACAGGGCAGGGCACCCGUUCGGAGGAGGCACCGCUCAGUUAACUGUUCCCGGACGGUGUGGAGACAGAGCGAAGAGAGAGAUCUGGGUACGGGACAUCUGCAGAGGAAGCUCGCUGAUCAGCUGAUCCGUUGAGGGGUGUUCCCUGCCCUUAUAAGGAGACGGGGCCGCGGGGCGGUUCGGGCCCUUUUCCGCGUGCUUUUGGCGCGCUGCUCCCGUCGUCCGCGUGGAGGGAGGCGUUUGGCUGCGGCCUGCGCUCCUGCUCUUUAUUCCCCCUGUUUUCUUUCAGCACAACAGCCCGUCUUGUCUGGGGACAAUAGGAACGUUUGUUGUUGUGGCGAGUUCGCAAGGGGAUCGGAACGAGGCCGUACGCUCUCUCUCUCGCUCUCGCUCUCUCCCUCUCUCUUUCUCUCUCCUCUCUCUCUGGCUGUGAGGUCUCUCCCCUCUCUCUCUUUUUCUCUCUCUCUCCCUCUCUCUUACUCUCUCCUCUCUCUCUGGCUGUGAGCUCUCCCUCUCCCUUUCUCUCCCUCUCCCUCUCUCUCUCUCUCUCUCUCUCUCUCUCUCGCGGAAACAGCUGGAAUGCCAUCUGCUGGGAGAAGCCCGGGUGUUCUCGGAGCCUGAACUGAGUCCGCUGAAAGAGCUCCAGAGGGAGGCAGAGGGGCCUUCAUCAGCCUGUGACCUGUCUGGCAGCCCCAUGACAGCGAGGCCUGCCUGAGGGAACACGUGCUCUGGCGGCGAGGAAGCAGAGCCGGCGGUGACCCGCGUCGGCAUUAAGGAUUACCUCAACCUCACCCCUCCUCCCAUGCGACCCGCCCCCCGUCCCCGGACUCCACGCCUCAACACCUGGAGGUGCCAUGAAACGGAGCUCCCCGGCCGCCUCCCCGUGCCAGCGCCGCGCCGACCUCCGCUCCCUCGCGUCUCCCGCCGCCCGGACGACCCCGCUUCCCAGCAUCCACCGCCGUCCGGCCCCGCGGCCGCCGCCCUCUCCCCCCUCGCCCGCGGCGGGGCGUCGCCAUGGCGACGGCCGCCUGGUAUCACCGGGACAUCAGCCGCGUGCGGGCGGAGGACCUGCUGGCUCGCGCCGGCAGGGACGGGAGCUUCCUGGUGAGGGACAGCGAGUCCGUGCUGGGAGCCUAUGCCCUCUGUCUGCUGUUUCAGCGACACGUUCACACGUACCGCAUUCUCCCUGACACCGACGGUCUGCUGGCUGUUCAGACUUCCCAGGGGGUUCAGGCCAACUGCUUCAGCACGCUGGGGGACCUGGUGUUGGGGUACCAGCAGCCGCACAAGGGCCUGGUGACGCCCCUGCUGUACCCCGUGGGGCGGGAAUCUGACCCCGGAGACGACAGCUCAGACGAUGAGAAGUCCGGUUUGGCAUGGACGCCCAGUCCGGCCCCACCCCCAGCCAACACAGAGCCCCCCCAAGGGACCCCCAUUUCCCCAGGCCUCCAUCUCCUCCUCCUCCAGAGGCUCCAGGAGAUCACCGUGCCCAGCGUGGCCAGUGAACUGGUGGGACUGUUGAGUGAAUACCUGCGCAGCGAGCUUCCUCAGGACCUGGAGCGUCUGCGCAGAGGGGGAACGGGUCUGCGCAUCCUACAGCGCACCCUGGGCACAGCCUGCGAGAGUCUGCACAGUGAGAUAGACCUGACCUUGUCCAGCCUGGAGACGCUGGCCAAAGUGUUUGACCAUCCUGCCUGUCCCCUGACCAGCCUCAAGACCCAGAACAUGGGGAAGGGUUCAGACCUGGACAUGGAGAGUCUGCUGUGUAAGAUCUCAGCCCUGUGCAGCCUGCUGUCCUCCCUGGAGAAGAGGGUGCUGAAGGCCCUGCAGGACGCUGUGGCCAAUCACAACCUGGCAGUACAGCCGGCCCCGCCCCCUGAGCCCUUGCCUGCAGUGAGAACGUCUGGCAGGCCCGUCCCAGUCCACUCCUUUCUGGUGAAGGUUGUCCAUUAUGGCAGACAGACGGUGUCAGUGGAUGUUGACAAGGGGAUUCUGCUGUUUGACAAAAAAUCAGGGGCCUUCGGUGUGGAAACGCUGUCACAUGACCGGAUCCUGCAGCUGGUGAAGUUCCAGGGCGGUCCAGCGAGGCUGCGCAUGGUGGUGGACAGCCACAGGAAGGCCCCGCGGGAGCUGCAGUUCGAGAGCACUAGGAAGCAGGAAGCCUUCUGCCAGCUGCUCCAGCUGAUGAAGACCAGGCACUCCCAGAUGAGCCAACCGGAUGUCAUCUCUGUGUUCGUGGGCAGCUGGAACAUGGGUGGCUCCCCGCCUCCCCGCAGCCUGCAGUCCUGGGUCACGUGCCAGGGCCUCGGCCGGGUCCUGGACGAGACGACGGCGGCGCUCCCGCACGACGUGUACGCGGUGGGCACGCAGGAGAGCACGCAGGGCGAGAGGGAGUGGGUCGAGCAGGUCAAGGCCACGCUCCGGAGCGUCACGCACAUCGACUUCAAACUGGUGGCGCUCCAGUCCCUGUGGAACCUCAGGCUGGCUGUGUUCGUGCGGCCGGAGCACGAGACGCGCAUCUGUCACGUCAGCACAGCGAGCGUGAAGACCGGCCUGGCCAACCCUCUGGGAAACAAGGGGGCAGUGGGGGUUUCCUUCCUGUUCAAUGGCACCUCUUUCGGCUUUGUCAACUGCCAUCUGACCUCAGGCAGUGAGAAAAUCCUCAGGCGGAACCAGAACUUCCAGGACAUUCUGCGCCUGCUCUCCCUGGGAGACAGGCAGCUCAGUGCGUUCGACAUCAGCCUGCGGUUCACACACCUCUUCUGGUGCGGAGACCUCAACUACCGACUGGACCUGGACGUGCAGGACAUUCUCAGACACGUCUCCAAGAGGGAGUUCACCGACCUGAUGUGCGCCGACCAGCUGACCCGCGAACGGCACAAGAGGAAGGCCUUCCUUAACUUCAAUGAAGAGCAGAUUUUGUUUCCUCCCACCUAUCGCUACGAGCGAGGCUCCAGGGACUGCUACCUGUGGCAGAAGUACAAGACCACAGGGGUGAGGGUGAACGUGCCCUCUUGGUGUGACCGGGUGCUGUGGAGGUCCUACCCUGAGACACACAUCAGCUGCACCUCUUACGGCUGCACUGAUGACAUCAUCACCAGUGACCACUCACCUGUCUUUGCAACAUUCCAAGUCGGGGUGACAUCACAGUUUAUUUCCAAGUCAGACCCGGGGUCGAGCGGGGAAAAGGCCUGGAUCGAGUUAGAGGGCAUCGAGGCGAUCGUGAAGACGUCCAGCAAAGCCAAGUUCUUCAUUGAGUUCCACUCAUACUGCUUUGAAGAGUUCCGGCGUUCCAGUGAGAAUGACUCACAGAGUUGUGAGGUGCCAGGGUUCCUGAAACUGGGCUGGUCCUCCAAGCAGAUGCCUAAGUUGGUCCCCAUCAUCUCAGACAUGGAGCUUCUGCGGGACCAGCACCUGCUGUUGUCUGUCAAAUCAUGUGACGGGUUUGAGUCAUACGGCGAGUGCUGUGUGGCGUUGCGCUCCCUCGUCGGCGGCGCGUCGGAGCAGUUCGAGACGUUCCUGACCCACCGCGGGGAGGAGAUGGGCUCCCUCCGGGGCCGGGUCCGGGCGCACGUGCCCAAGGACCGCCGUCGCACUCGAGAGAAGACCUACGAAUGGUUUUGUUUUGAGAAAGAUGAAAAGGCCUCAGUGAAAGCUCAUUUGCCGCCCCCAACGACAAGACCCCCCACCGCCCGUGUUGCGGUGGCUCCGCCUACAUCGGCCCCCAGCAGCUACACCAACCCGGCCUACUUCAUCUUCGAGGGCGUGCCGGUCCUGCGCCGGGCCCCGGAGGUCCAGGCCCCCGGGCGCGACCCCCCGGUGGUCUGGGCCCGGGACUCAGUCCUGCAGCUGCCCCGGCUGCUGGGCCGCGGCCAGGAGGGGAAGGCCCCCCGGCGGUCCGACUUCACGGAGAUCGAGAUCCCGGGAUGCCUCCCCCAGUUCCACGCUCUCAACGACCGCCCAUGCCAACCCCAGCCUCAAGCCCUGCCCGGAUCCUCCUACCAGCUCUUCCCUGCUCAGGACAAACCGCCAAUAAUCCAUUCCCCGAAGGGGUCCCCAAACAGCAGCCUCCAGCCCAGGGAGCGAGCGCCCUGCAGGGACUCCCACGGAGACCAGAGGGGCGCGUACCUAAACCCCCCCGCCCUCGCCCGCGAGACCGCCCGCUUGUACAAGGAGACCUCCAGGAAGGACCAUCCCAGAAUGCACCAGGACCGGCCCCUAUCUGUGCGCAAGGGGCCGCCCCUCUACCCCUACGUGUCCACCAGGGUGGCGCACUGCGUACCUCAGCCUGCCACGCCCUGGCCGCUGGAGGCGUCUCAGGUGGGACCACCUGGGGACAACUCCCUCACCGCCCUGCAGAUCGCCAGGUCCCUCAGCGAGGUGGACUUCCUGCCGGCGGAAAGAGCUUUACCCGGCCCGCGGAAAGCCAUUGGCCGACACAGAGACCUCGGGUACGAUCUGUCUAUCUCCACGGAGACGGCUUACUGCUGGGAGAAAGAGGUGUCUGUAUUGCACGGAGCCCCAGAGACAGUGCGGGAACUGCUGUGCACCCUGGGUCUACAGCGGUACACUCUGGGGCUCAGCCUGAACGGCUGGGAUGACCUGGACUACUUCAGUGGGAUCACUGAGGAGGACCUCCUGGCAGCUGGGGUGACCAACCCCUCCCACCGCAGGAGGAUUCUGGAGAACCUGCCCAGGAUUUGGGAUUGAGGGGGGCGGGGGGGGGUCCCCGGACUAGCCAUGAUGGCAAUUGGGUCCAGGACAGCAGGAUUAGGAUGGACCAAGCAGGCCCGUGCAAAGACCAAGGAGAAGAGACUGGGCUGAUCUGAGAGAACUGCCAUCGCGGACCCAGACCUGAGAAUAUCCGCUGAACACCUCUCACGCUCCUGUGUUAGGGGGAAGGGGGAUCGGCUUCUUUUUUUUGAUCGUUUCUGAAAUGUACUGCCUUUUUUUAACCAUUGCAAAACAAAACCUUGGAAGUCUGAUGAUCACAAAACUGUGCGACUCGCUGACGUUAAAAUCAAAAGUUGGGAAGCCCUACCCUUUCCUUUAUGGUGGCCUUGACCUACUCAUUUAUCAGCCCGUGAACGCAUAAGUCAUUCAGUGAGGGUUCGAUCGAUGAUGUAUGUGUGGUGCGUCUGAAAAUGUACACAGAAACAGUGAAGUCUGUUUCUUUUAACACAACUUCCGAUGACUCAUUCAUCUCAACCUGGCUAUUCUGUGAAGCAGAUCAGAAUUUGAAUUCAGCAGAAGGUUGUAUUUAGUAAAGAUACAGAUACUGCAUCUAUUACAGGUCUGUGUUCUCAUUUGUUUUCACAACUUGGGCAUACCUCCAAAUCCGAACAAUAUAAUUAAACAUUCUAUUGUA
Conger conger (European conger) is the source of this 6326-nucleotide messenger RNA. RefSeq names its product inositol polyphosphate phosphatase-like 1b (gene inppl1b). Gene Ontology annotation, molecular function: phosphatase activity; protein binding. Gene Ontology annotation, biological process: phosphatidylinositol dephosphorylation. The transcript is spliced from 27 exons. Lineage: Eukaryota; Metazoa; Chordata; Actinopteri; Anguilliformes; Congridae. The coding region runs from base 1973 to 5668 and encodes 1231 amino acids. The record is from RefSeq and is a predicted model, not a curated record.